Meloidogyne enterolobii is the source of this 1172-nucleotide messenger RNA. NCBI's taxonomy places the organism in Eukaryota, Metazoa, Nematoda, Chromadorea, Rhabditida, Meloidogynidae. The record is from the annotation of a GenBank genome assembly.
AUGGACGAAAAACAAAAAGAAUAUUUUACUGGAUGGAUUAAAUGGUGUGAAAUAGGUACUCAAUAUAUUCCUCUAUCUUUUUUGCUUGGUUUCUUCGUAGCUGUUGUUGUUGCUCGUUGGUGGGAACAAUUUAAUUGGAUUAGUUGGCCAGACAAAUUAAUGAUGACAGUCUCGACUUGUUUACCGGGAAAGGAAAAUUUAGAAGUGAGGAAAACAAUUGCUAGAUGGUCAUCUUUACAAUCAGCAAUUGCUUGGACUGGAAUUUCUGUUAGAACAUUAAAAAGAUUUCCAACAGAAAGACAUUUAGUUGAAAGUAAAUUAAUGACUGAAGAAGAAUAUGAUUUAUAUAUGUCUGUUAAUGCCCCUCAUGGUAAAUGGUUUGUCCCCCUUCUUUGGAUUUUAAAUUUAUUAAAACAACAAUUACGAGAACGGAGAAUAGAUACUGUCCAAAUGCAAAUGUUGGUAGAUCAAUUAUAUAAAUUUCGAGAUGGUUUUGCUAUGUUAUAUGUAUAUGAUUGGGUUAAAGUACCUUUAGUUUAUACACAAGUUGUUGCAAUAGCUACUUAUGGUUAUUUUUUUAUUUGUUUAAUUGGAAGACAGCCAAAAUUAGAUUCAAAAUCUAUGGAACAAGAAAUAACUAUUUUAUUUCCAAUAUUUACAACAUUCCAAAUGCUUUUUUAUAUUGGGUGGUUAAAAGUUGGACAGUUUUUGAUGAAUCCAUUUGGAGAGGAUGAUGACGAUUUUGAAUUAAAUUAUGUACUUGAUCGAAAUACUUAUAUUGCUUAUAUGAUGGCUUCUGAAUUAGCUGAUCAAUUACCUUCUAAAAUAACUGAUGAAAUGACUGUAUUAUUACCACAUACUAGAGCUUCAUUUAAAAUACAAGAUAUAAUUCCAAAAGGAAGUUUGGCUGAUUUUCAAAUAACGGCAAAAGAAAUGCAGCUAAUUCGAACAGAUGAAUUAGAAGGAGCAAUGAAAGAAUUGGAAGAAAGGGAAAAAAGAAGUAGAAAAAUAAGUAUGCCAACGGUUUUGAGAUCCGGGGGAAGAAAAACAACAAAAAAUUUAAAAACUUCAAGUGUUGAUGGAGGGCAUGUUGAUGAAAGAAAACAAAUGAUGAUAGAAGAAGAAGAAUUGGAUAAUGAAGAAAGAAGCCAAAAAUAAUUUUUAAAAAUAUU